Exophiala bonariae is the source of this 1857-nucleotide messenger RNA. RefSeq lists its product as uncharacterized. NCBI's taxonomy places the organism in Eukaryota, Fungi, Ascomycota, Eurotiomycetes, Chaetothyriales, Herpotrichiellaceae. The record is from RefSeq and is a predicted model, not a curated record. The transcript is spliced from 6 exons. Bases 1 to 1857 code for a protein of 618 amino acids.
AUGGGUAGUAUUGCUGAGAACAAUUCUUCUGCUGGCCUGGCCAUAGAAGCCAGGGGCACUCGCCCAAUCCGCAUAUGCGGCGCAUCUGGGUCAGUAUUCGAUCGACGGGCAAUCUUCGGAAACAUGGUCAACUCCUCAGAACCUAUCGAUCUGAUCAUUGGAGAUUGGAUGUCUGAGGGAAAUAUGCCAGCAUGUUCGACCAGAAAACUCGCAGGCGAACCAGGGUUCGAAGCCUCUUUUCUGGAAGUUCUAGAGCCCGUCCUCCCCAAAAUCGCCGAACGGGGCGUCAAGGUGGCAGUAAAUGCGGGAGGGUCUGACGCGCAGCUCCUGGCAACCAUCGUGCAAAAGUUAUCGGACCAGCAAAACCUGGAUUUAAUAGUGGCUUGGGUUUCUGGAGAUGAUGUGUUUGAACAGGUAAACAAACACCUCACCAGUGGCAAGGCAGUUCUCAAUAGUAUCGAUACUGGAGAACAAAUCUCGGAUUGGAAGUUCAAACCGGUGGCUGCUCAAGCAUAUUUGGGUGCUUUUGGGGUGGCUAAAGCGUUUGAGUUAGGGGCAAAUAUAGUCAUAUGUGGACGAGUGGCCGACGCAAGCCCAACCAUCGGCGGGGCUAUCUGGUGGUACAAUUGGACCAGAGACAAUCUUCAAGAACUGGCGUUCAGCUUGGUCGCAGGUCAUCUCGUAGAAUGCUCUACCUACAUUACAGGCGCCAACUUUUCCGGUUUCAAAAGCAUUCCUAGGAGUGAAGAUCCCGGUCUCCCAAUUGCAGAGAUCCAUUCAAACGGAGAGUUCGUUAUCACAAAACUUACGGGAAGUGGGGGAGCAGUCACCACUGAGACGGUCAAAGCCCAGCUUCUCUAUGAGAUUCAAGGACCAUGGUAUUUCAACUCUGAUGUCACCGCAGUUUUGGAUGAAAUCAGAAUUGAUCAACUUGAACCUGAUGUUGUCGCUAUCAGCGGUAUAACAGCUCUCCCUCCUCCUGUGACGACAAAGGUUGGCAUUUCUGGGGUUGCUGGAUACUCUGCAGAACUCCACUGGGCAAUUGUGGGCCUCGAUGUACAAGCUAAAGCAAAGAUGAUAGAGUCUCAUCUCCGUCUCAGUCUCGGAGAAGAGCGAAUCAAGAAACUCUCACUGUUGAAAUUCACCACAAACGGUACUGCAGCAGCUAAUCCCCGUCGACAAAAUGACGCAACAGUAGAUUUCCGAAUCUUCGCACAAGCACAAAAUGAAGAGGAUUUAUCGACGGAGAACUUCAUGCGGCCUGUGUGGGACAUUAUUAUGUGCACAUAUCCUGGAGCGACGCCACAUGCGGCUACAAAUGCGGGACUUCCACGACCUUGGUUUGAGUACUGGGUGACCUUGCUUGAUCAAGCCGAGGUCAGACAUGUUGUUCAUCUUCCCAACAACCGAUGCAUCGAAAUUCCACCACCUACCAGAACUAGAACGUACCCCUUACAGCAGCCUUCUUACGAUCCCACGAAUCCGACCGAUCUUUCUACUUUUGGGGAGACUGUCGAGUGUCCUAUUGGCUUUAUCGUGCAUGCUCGCUCAGGUGAUAAAGGUUGCAAUGCCAAUGUUGGGUUCUUCGUCCGAUACGAGGAUGAAUAUGAGUGGCUUCGCAGUCUGUUGACGAUUCAGAAAAUGAAGCAGCUACUACGGGACGAGUACUCAGGCAAUGCUAUCGACCGAUUUGAAUUACCAAACAUUUGGGCAGUUCACUUCGUAUGCCAUCAACAUCUGGAUCGAGGAAUUAAUUCCUCUAGCACUUACGAUAUACUCGGAAAGAACUUGGGAGAAUUUCUUAGAGCGCAACAUGUUGCAGUUCCCACAAGAUUCUUGGACAGAGGGAGAAUAUAG